Bombus huntii is the source of this 7843-nucleotide messenger RNA. RefSeq names its product alpha-tocopherol transfer protein-like. Gene Ontology annotation, molecular function: phosphatidylinositol bisphosphate binding. The transcript is spliced from 7 exons. The record is from RefSeq and is a predicted model, not a curated record. Lineage: Eukaryota; Metazoa; Arthropoda; Insecta; Hymenoptera; Apidae. Gene Ontology annotation, cellular component: membrane. Bases 6548 to 7477 code for a protein of 309 amino acids.
UGUUUAUCGGAUGGCACGGCUGGGAUCGGGUUAUGGGUGUUUAUAAAUAAAUUGACGCUGAACUUGGAGACGGAUCGUGAUGAGCCGAGUCGCUGUGGCGUUGGGGUGGGUCAGGAUGCAUGAUCGAUCGUCCGACACGACGGUGGUUUCAUGGUGGAAGGAUUUGUUAUAUGAUACGAGGGCUGAAUAUGAAUGUGAGCAUCGGUGAUGUUCAGAGUGAACGAGAGAUAGAGGGAGUGCGAAAUAGAGAUAUGUUACGGUGUAUCGGUGUUGGGGUACCUAGUAUAGGCAUUAAAAUAUAGUAAUGGAAAUGGUAGAUUGUCAGUGUAGCUAGUCGGUCGCUAUCGAACCUUUGUAUUCCAUCGGUAUCAGCAAUAGCGACAGUAACAGUGCGAUAAUUAUUUUGUUGCCUUGCGAAAGAGGUAAUCGAUCAAAGAAACGAUUAAAUCGUAGGAAGAUCGAAUAGCGGAGAAUACCGAACUUGAAGAUUCCACGAGAUUUACGAAGUAUUGAUAAAUCGAUAAGACGAACCGUUGAUACGUAAUCCUUUGUGAUAAAUAUUUAUGCAUAUUAAGGAAGUAUGUAUCGAGUCCACAAGUUGCAUUUCAAGAUGAAAAGUCGUGAUGCAAACCGUCGAAAAAGAACAAGGAUAUAUUUAAAGGAGGAUAAUCCGAGGACGCCCUGUGCGUCAGUUACAAAUUACAUGCGAGCGUUUCCUUGAACUAGGCGCGAAGUCCGAUUUCUGCCGCCAGUGUGUAACAAAUAUAAAUCAGCGGAACUAACGCGAAAGAUUGUUUAACUUAAGUAAUACUUCUUCUAAGAAAAAUCAUAAUCGUCGAAGAAAUACCGAGAACCAUAGUGACAAUGCUAAUAACUACAGAUUUUCGUGCAUAAUUCAUGAUUUCUAGAAUGUAAUGGAAACAGAAAAAAAACAUAAUGACAGUUUGUAUAUUUUGAUACAUUUAUAUUACAUAUCUUCUGUAUAUUCUUAUUUUCUCGAAUUCCCAUAAAUGCAUAAACAGCUGUAGUUUACCAACUAUUUUUUGUUUUUUCGUUUAAUAUACGUUUUAAUGUAAAACUAAGGGAAUUAGAUAUUAGAAAUGAGAAUUUGAGGUUGAUGUGACAUUGUAUUAAGCCGAGAAGGACGGAAGGUUGACCAUCUAUCGCUAUUGUUACAAUGUUGAGUCCGGCCAUAGAGAAGCAGCUUCAAAGAAGCACGUAGCACGUUGCAACAUUUGUAUGCAAUGACCGUGUCGUCGUGAAAAGGAACGAGCGUCGUGUUUUCCUCCACAGUUUGGUAGUUCUGCACUUUGAGUACGGCUAAUGGAAACGUGUACAUUGAAGGAAUAUACACCUGCCUUGCGAAGACUCAAUAAUUGAAUUUACUAAUACAAACUAGUUUCGAACACGAAGCUGAUUGGUUUUUUGUUACAUGUUUACUCGUUUAUGGAUCGACAAAAUUAUAGGUAGACAUUCUUCUACAAAUUUAGUUGUUUCGACCACUCGCGAGAAAGCGCGUCAACGGGAGUCGUAAAUUCCCGUUACGAUUAGAUAAUCGACCCCACGAAAUGAUCGAUCCCCUGAUUUCUGUUACGAUAAUAAGGGUGGUUCGAUCGAGGUUACACUGAGUUAACAGGUAUAAAUUAAUGUUUAUUUCAACAACUUUGUAAAGAAGGUAAUUGCAUUGACGCGUAUGUACAAGUUAAGUAGGUGAUUGAUUUAAGGAUAGAAGCCCGAUAAUGACACGUUGACUAUUCUAACGAUAAAGAAUAAGUAAAUCAAAGCGACGAUGCUGUGUCGGAGGAAAGCUAGCGAUGGGUGUGUCUAACGCAAGGGACCAUCGGAUUUGUUGAUGACAAUUUUGGUUAGGAAAGCGAAGGCAAUAGACGUUGCUUCUGAUUGGAUAAAAGAAGGUUGGUGGACUAGGAAGGGUCUCAGUCGCCCUCGAUAGAAAGUUGCUAGUGGGAAGUGUCAUACGUGAGAAAAACUAACUUUCCCGUGUCUUCCCGUAGUAAACAAUAAGCUUUAGAAACGAUUCGGUAAAGAGAUGUUUGUUCGAUCUGAAGGACCUUAGCUAGCAAAGUCCUGAGAUUUAUAAUGGGUCCUUAGGACUAUCGAGGGGACGCAGUAAGGAUGAGGGGACAUUUGGUUCCCACCUUGCCCGUGGAGUGUGGCCUGGUUUAGGUAGAGUGUCGCCCGACGUAACAUAGUAUUUUACGUUAAAUAGAAUUAUCAGGUGUUUAAUUUUGCAAAACUUACAGUAAAUUAGAGCUCUACCUGCGCGAAAUUCGCCAUCACGCGCUCGCCAUGAGUUGUAUCGUAAAAUUCUAACCGAGCCCCGAGUGGUUCGCGGUUGACGGCUUAGCAGGAAUUUUAUCUGAAGUCGGUAGAGGUCUCCUCCUUUCAGUGAGAGACUUGGAACGCGACUUCUUAGUUUUAUCUUCGUGAAUAACGAUUGGGCGCUUCUUCCAAAAUUGUUCAUCCUCUUUAUGACGUCUUGCUCCACGAAGAACGCCAAUUACGGAAAUGUAGAAGAUGAUAAGACAGUAAGAGUCAUAAGAAGGACACGAACAUUUUUACAGUUAUGUUUCCUCAAAUAAAUCCCCGGUAAAUCUUCGGUUUACUCUAUCUAAAUCCUAGGUUUCUUUAAACAAACGUUGUAUUUGCCUCUUAGAAUAAAAGCUUACGUAGAAAUGUUUAAACGAUAAGUUAUUUUCUUUCCAAUAACCAGUCAAACGAUUUCUCCUAUGCAUUCCUUCCCCUCUUCUUUUUUCAUGAAAGUUCGACAAUCACGUGCGUAGUUAUCAUUCUUUUACGUGCUUGAUUUCAUAGAAUGUUCCAUUUGUACAUGCGUUCAGUAAAGAGCAAAAGUCUUAGUCCACAGAUAUCGAACAGAAAUAUCUUGCUUUCCUUAAUAAGUCUUUUACGAAUAAAUUUCACUAGACAUUUUGUUCAAAUUUAUCGUGAUCGAUGAAUCCAAAUGUUUUUUUGUGAAAUUUUUACAUAUAGGAAUUGUAUUGUAAUAAAUAUAAUACGACAUUAAAAUAGUAAUAAAAAGCGAUAGACAAUGUACAAUAAUAAUAAAAGACGAAGUAAAUGAAAACAAACAAAUGGAAUUUGUUAAUAAGAGUCAUAAAAACUAACAGGACACGCUCUGUUGAAGAUUAAUCGAAAGCUGUUUAAAACUCGAGAAGAUUCGAUAAGAGAAACAGUAUCUCCAUAAUUCUGAUAACGUUGAUAAUCGUUGUCGAACAGAGAAACGAUUCGUCGAUCGUCCGUUGUUCGCCAAGAGGGGGAAACUCUUACUUCCUACACGUUCACGUACGACUCCCCUGUCAUUAACCUGUUGUAUUAUUAGUGUGGCCAGUGCCAAGCCGAUGUGCUUCGGGCGUGUUUCCGGCUGCCAAUGAAUUUCACGAUUUCCCUUUCUAAGCUGCGAGUCGAAUGAUUCCUAAUCCAGGAAUAACGGCUAUCUGUAGUGAAAUUCAUAGCAGCAUCGAUCAAUUCUGUUAUUCGCUGAUCGUGCGAGAGAUCGCGUGAGCGCACGAUCGUUUAGCUGUAAUUAAAGCGGCGCGGUGCUUUACGAUGGAUGUCUCGCGAAUAAACGUGCUCGUACGUUCCACAGAUUUUAGUCUUUUACUUUUUAGGAACUGGAAAUGUCAGGAGAAAUUUUCUGGAAUUGGAAUUUCACUUUCGAAUACUUUUGGAAUAUUUUAUAGCAUCGGGUUUGUAAAAUUCCUUAUGUAACUUUCCAUACGAAUUUCCUAUGAUUAGGAAUUAUUAAAAUAGAAAUUUUUAAUUUUUCAAUCUCCAAGUUUACAAUUUUUUCAAGUUCCGUAAGAAUUUACCAUAAUAACAUUUUAACUUAUUUUUACGCGUUUCUGCAAUAUAAUUGCAUUGCCAUUUUAAAGCAUCUUUUACAAACAUUUUCAGAAAUCCCACGCUGUUCUUAUCCCAAAUUACAAUUGAUACGGUCGUACAACCGCGAUUUGCAACUUUCUCCAUCGUUGGAUGAUAUAAACGUAUAUGAGAUAUUAUGUUAUUACCGAAGAAUUUGAUAUUAAAGAUUUUUGCCCUACUGAUUCUAUGACCCAGAGACGUUACGUUGGCAAGUGAAAUUAAUAUGCUUGACGAGAGUAGUAUGCUAAUAGAAAUCGCGAAUAGUAUGCGUUAGCUGUUCAAAAUGAAAGUUGUUUUACAAGUUUGCUUGCGUUUCUUUCAAGUAAUUAAAAGAAUUCUUCAACACGUGCUUCGCGUUGUUAUGUAUUCAUCGAUAAAUCUUUCUUGCGCAUCUAUCAAAUGUUAUUACUUAUCGGCCCAGAAAGCCUGUAAUUUUAUUCCAUUAAUACCUAAUCCUACCAUUUUUCUUACGGUUAGUCUUCUUCGGUUUCGAAUUUCUUGGAAACCUUCUUCCAGGGAGAUUUCGUUAGAUGAACGAUUCUGGAAUCUUUGCUUCAGCGAGCAGCUUAUCCAGCCAUUAAGCGUCGAGCAACCCUUGAAACUAAAUCAACAGCUCGACCACGAGAUUACUUGGUUCUGGGAAAUCGUUAAACAAAAAGCGAAUGGAAAUGGAUGGUCGAUAGAUGGGCAGGAUGGUCGUGUUGGACAUGUUUAUUGAAACUUCGAUUAGCUUAAUGGGAAAGCUUCGUUCGUUUCAGUAUAAUAAGCUGCAAUAAUAACGUCAGUAGAAGAUUAAAAUCAUUACAGUUUAUCAAGUUUUUGCUAUUUCUUCAGUUUUAUCGAUAGCGUUGCAUGAUUAAAGCAUUUACGCAUUUUUCUUAAUGAUAUACAAAUUAUAGACAUGAUUGAAAAUUAUACGAUCUUAUAAUGACUUCUUAGAAGUGAAAUUAAUAUUCAAUUCUGUUAUGAUUUUGCUGUCUUUACGCGAGAAGAAUAGACUGCAGAUAUUUAUACGAGUUUAUAUUUAAUGGAUAAGAAAUAUGUUUUGAAAACUCGAACGAUAUUUUAUCUCAGCUAAAGAAACGGUUCCUACGUAAAAAUUUAUUUUGCUCUCUAGAUAUUAUAAGAUGUAUCUUAUUUCGGGGAUUUUAAACAUCUUUGUUUACUUUCUAUAUAUUCUGUAGAUUUUUCUACAUUUAAAUAUCUCAUAGAUGGAUAAACGUUCGUAGUUCAAUUAUUACAAGCGGAGGAACAAAGAAACUGAGAUCGUUGGAAAUUUUUCGUGACAAUGUAGGUGGAAUUACUAGAUUGGAAUAUAGCAGUGAUCUCAUUAUUGCAGAAGAUUGUUCAAUCUCUGUUACCGCAGUAUCGCGUAUCUCCUUUUACUCAGAAACGGGAUUCUUACGACCCAAUUAAAGUAUAACUCUACAGAAACAUCUUACGCGAAUACUAAUUAAAUUGAUAAAAACACGUGGAAUAUUGAAAAUAUUUGAUUAUAUCUUUUUUUGCUGCCGUUCAUUAUUAUAGUAUCAUGUGCAGCUUCUUUUUCUGGGGAACAGGUUUAUAAGCGGACGUGUUUUGCAGCCCAUCUUGGAUACUUUAUCGAAGAUACGUGUAAUAUCGAAACACGCAGAACCGUUAUAAAUAUCCUAUUAUAUAACAUAUUUAUAGUUUUCCUAGCUUCGAUCGUAUCUUUGAUAGCGCGUUGCACUUUACGACUAUAUUUCGUGAAUAUUACAGUUCGUUUAUUUAGUUCCUGGAAUAGUUUCAGACGAAGAAGCGAACUAAGCUGGUACAACGUUCGCGAAACGUUGGCAUCAAGUGUAACGUAUUAGGUUGUCCGAAAAAUUUCUUUCGUUUCAUAAGGUGAUAGUAGAUGAACAACAAUUUCUGCUUUAUAUUAUUUCAUUGUAUUAGGUAGGAUCCAUUAUAUCUGUAUUAUUAUGUUUGUGCGUAAUUCGAUAAUCUAAUAUAAAACAAAAAACAUUGUGCGUCUAUUACUUCCUUACAAAAAAGGAUAGAAACUUUUCGGACAACCUAAUACUAUCAAAAGGAAAAAUUUGUAAACGAAUAUAAAGCAUAUUUUUCUUUUGCUAGCAAAACCAUGUUCCUAGGAAUUUGCCUUUCUUAAUUUUGCUUUUGGUAAUACGAAUUUAUAAAAAGCGUGCUAUCUACGGUCCACGAGACAAGAAACGUAUUGAACUGUAAUGGAAAAAGCAUCAAACAAGUAGCAAGAUAGUGGCACCGAAUGACACAGCACUAGAUCCUGCAGGAAGCAUUGUCAGCCCGAGGAACGUUCGUGCAUUGCUGGAUCGGUGAUUGUGCCACAAUCGACGUACAACUUUCUCGCUCGCAGAUUUACAAACACGGAAGAAGCUUGAAACCGGCCUAGUAGGUUCUACAGUAGUCGCAGUGUACGCAGGUUCGCGCUAGCGCACGGAUCAAGUCACGUCCUUGACAAAGCAGCCCUGCUGAAUCAGUGAAGUUACAGUUUGCCAGAGAUACGAAGGACGUGCCGAAUGGCAGGAUCGGUAUAACCUUGAAGAACGAGCCGAAACCAGGAGCCGAGAGGGAGCUUCUUCUCGAAGAGGAUUCGCCGAAAAACGGCGACAUCGAUGUUGGAAAGUGUUGCAACGAUUCAAACGGUAUGCCGGAAUUCAAGGACGAUCAGAUCCAGUCGAACGACGAGGAGGUUUGUUUGGAUCUUGGAGAACCCUCGCCGGAAGUGAUGGAGUACGCCAGGAGAGAACUUGGAGAGACGGACGACGUUAAGUGUAGGACCCUUCAGGAAUUAAGGGAUAUGAUUUAUGAGAGAGGAGAAUGUCUGCCGCACAGGAUGGACGAUGACUUCUUGAUUAGGUUUCUAAGGACGAGGAAUUUCAACGUUAACAGGGCGCAUAGACUGAUCGUAAACUACUGCACCUUCAAAGAGGAACAUCCGGAGAUCCAUCAAGAUGUGUGUCCACUGGAGAUGAAGCACAUCGGCGAAGACGACGUGAUGUCAGUGCCAGCUUACAGGACGCAGGAUGGCAGGAGAAUAAUGAUCUAUCGACUGGGAAAUUGGGAUCCAAGGAAAUAUGGCGUGGAGGAGAUCUUUAAAGCCACGGUCAUCAUUCUUGAACUCGGAGUUUUGGAGCCGAGAGCGCAAAUCCUUGGCGGCGAUGUAAUUUUUGAUCUGGAGGGCAUCACUAUGGCGCAUGCGUGGACUAUCACUCCCCAGGUGGCCAGUAUGGUGGUAGCUUUGAUAGUGUCAGCGUUCCCAAUGACGACCCACGCUAUACACAUCCUCCAUCAAUCCUGGGUAUUCGACGUGAUGUUCUCGGUAUUUAAGCCACUUCUGGACGUGAAGAUGCAGAACAAGAUCUUCUUUCACGGUAGCAACAUGGAAAGCCUUCACGAGCACAUCUCACCGUUCCAUUUGCCGAAGAAGUAUGGCGGAACCAGGGAGGAAUUGCCUUACUACAAGUGGAUAGACAACCUCAGCAAAGUCCCUCAAAUCGUCAAAGAGAUGAAGCAAGUCGGCUACAUAGUCCCUGAGGAGAUACAGAAGCAGUUAGACCAAUUGGUCGAGGAUUGAAUUAGGAUGUGCCUCAGGGAUUCCUGCGUUGCCAGUUCAAUAUUAUCUUCCAUUCUUGAUUAACAGUAACUAUGUACGUUUCAUGGUCAUUUAUAGACACGUCGAUCCAGUUAGGAUUUGGCUUGACUCUUUUUUUUAUUUCAUUUACUUUUUUUUUAUAUCAUCGUUGCUUUAACGCGUUUCUUCCCUGUCAGAGGAUACAUUUUAUUUAGAGUAACUAUCACAUUAGACGUAACUGAAAUAUUGUAUAUUUUAUAAUCGAUAUUCCAUUAUUACGUUCGUUCCACGACUUCCUAUAUUUUUUACUAUUUAGUGGUCACCAAGUACUUUCCACUAUAGUAUUGAUUAAACGUUUUAGAAAAAUCA